Molecule: messenger RNA, 4954 nt
Organism: Contarinia nasturtii (swede midge)
Lineage: Eukaryota; Metazoa; Arthropoda; Insecta; Diptera; Cecidomyiidae
Exons: 4
Source: RefSeq, a predicted model, not a curated record
AAUUCGAUAAUUAUUGUGUUUUAUCUGAUUUUGAGCACACUAAAAAUUAAUUACGGUUUUUUUCCGCCUUUGAGACUAAAUUAUUUCAACUAAUCCAAUUGGAGUUCGCUGUGUAAAUGCGAAAGAUUAUUUGACAUUUCGUAAUAACAAUGCCGACAAACUAGCUGCUACUGUGUAUGUGUAUGUGUAUGUAAUUGCGCAUAAUUAAUUCAAUCUGAAACAAUGACCAAUAGACGAUGCGCCAUCUAUUGGUGAUUCUUUUAAUUUUCAUUCGAUUGUAUCGUUGUUGAAAUGGUUAUGAGCAAAAAAAAGUCAUAAACACAAAAGUCAUCGAUGCCAAAAUAAUUACAUCAAAUUCAGGGACAGGCGUUGCUGUAAUGACCACCAAUUAUCGUAUAUUCCUUAUAAAUAGUAUAAAAGAGCCGAAAAAUCGACAAUUGCCCGAAAUGCCAAGUGAAUAUCAUCACCCAUACGUUCGAUUAAGACUAACUUUGAUGGUACUUACUUUUGAUUUGAUUUAUUUACAGAAUCGAUACUCGAUCCAACGUGUUGGACUAUUAUCAAUGAAGAUCGAAAUACAUGCAGUUUGGUUGUACGUGAACAUGAAUUGUUCAAAUUAAGCCAGGGAUAUAGUGUGUGUUCCGUACAAACGGUAUCCAUUGAAAAUGAAUUUAAAAGUAUUGUCCGUUUUGUAUAAUCAUCGAUUUUUGGCAUUGUAUGUAUACAAAUAACGGCAUCGUUUGGAUGGGAACGUCUGAUUUGCAAACAAAAUACUGUGAAUUUAAAACAAAUCAAUCUGAAAAACCAAAGCAAAUUGAAUGGUGAUUGUGCUUCAUUUGUUUUACGAUAGAUACGAUCAUUUUUAUGGAUCUUUAGCGGCCAGCUAUGAAUUUGACACAAAUACUCAGAAGAGCUUGAUUCGAGCUGCAUACUUUGGCAAGGCAUUUAUUGCCAGCCAUAAUCCAGAUAAAUACAUUGAAACAUGUCGAUACUAAAAUCGGAAUACCUUUAACAUAUGCACAGUAAAUUUGAUCAUGAAUUUUUGUUGUAGAAUGAGAAUAAUGCUAUGAUUUUAAUUAUUAUUCUUUGUCUAUGUUUAAUCGAUUGAAGCCACAUGUUGUGUUGGAUCGAUUGGUGUUUCGCAAACAUUAUGGUUUGGCCAUUCAAAUAGCAAAACAUUUAAAAUUGCCGGAAUAACGAAUUUUGGAACAUGAAACAGCAGCUUUGUAGAAUUUUUCGCACUCUCGUCACCGGCCAAUCGCGUGCUAUUAGAUAUACGGUUAUAUAUUUGCCUAAAAAUAUGCAUGGCGGCAGCGCCAACCAUGGAACCAUAUUCACAACCCAACCCUGGAAACACAUAAACAGAUUUUAUAACUUUUCAUUGGUGUAAAAAUGAAACAAAGGCGGUCUUCAAUUUGCAUGAAGAGUAAAAAACGUGAAAAAUAGACAAACUACUAAAAAAUGUUAAUCAUGGUUAGACUAAAUGGAGUUUUUUUUUUUUAACGGAGUCAGUAAAAAACCAUAAUAACAUACCUUUGCUUGUGGAAAACCUUCAUGAACGUACGUUGGUAGCCAUGAAAGUAGUACAAAGAAGCAAUUAUUUUGGCAUGCGUGUGCAAUGACCAUGGCCCAAAAUGCCGAUUUUCGAAACAGAAGUAGCCAUGGUACCGAAUCAUUUGCACUAACAUUUGUUGUGCACAAUCGACUUGGUAUCGAUAAAUUAAUAAUACGAUUUCGAUCCGAUGACAUCGUAUAAAAUCGCAUCAUGAACGCCCAUACAAUGCCCAAAAAUCCAAUUAUCCGAAAGGCCAUCUGCCAUCCAAAAUAGUCUAAUAUAAAUGAUCCUAGGAUGCCGGUCAACAGUGUACCAAGCGUCGAACCCGACGUUAACAUGCUAAAGAAACUAGAACGCUCACUUGAAUUUGAAUACUGAAACAAAAACAAAGGGCUCCCUUUUAAUAAAAACCAAUUCACCACAGAAAAAAAAUACUGCUCAAUACCUGAUUAGUGAUGAUGAUCAUGCUGGGAAAAUGAACGCCUUGUAAGGCGCCAUUCAAUAUUCUUAUUGUCACUAUAAAAGGAAUGGUGUAAUACCAUUGUCGCGGUGUUAGUACGAGCAAUUCUGGCAUCCAAAAUGUGAUCAAUGACCAACUAAUAGCCGCUACAAAUAUUACGCGUUGGCCACCCAUUCGAUCGCUAAAGUAUCCAUCCAAAACCUGACGAUAGAAGAAACAUAUUUUUGGGUAUAAAAAAAUCGAUUUUUUUCAGUGUAAAUUCGAGAUUUUCUUUUAAUUCUACCUGUGUACCGUUUUGCUCCAUCGAAAUUCGCUAGAAACAGCUGGCAGUAACAAAAGGAACUGAUGUUCGUGUCGCGUACAGCAUACACGUUCCCAUCAACAAUGUCAUGAACCACAGACGCUUUUCAUGCCUGAAAAAGUCCAGAAAAUUAACUUUCGUUGCAAGAGUUUCAUUGAAGCAUCAACAUUCACAGGUGGACUGGUUGACUGGUUUCAAUUAAUUUGAAUUAAAAACAUAUAAAAACCUUGUCCAAAUGCUGAUGUCAUCGUUGGGAUCUCGUAACAACGAAUAUUUGAGUUUUUCGUCCAUUCUUGUUUAGUUGCCAGGAACUUGUAUGUUGUUUAUGUAUUGCUGUCAAUUCUGGGCCUAUUAUGUCAAUUCGUCGACAUUAUCUUAUAAUUUCCUACUUUCUAUUUAUUACAAUUAUUUGUUCUUUUUAAAUUCGUCUAAAAAAGGUGAUGUUUUUUCGUUUGUUGGAGCUACGUUUACAUUUUGAAUAUCCACGUUCAAUGUAAUGUUGCGUCGACGAUACAGAGAAAAUAAAAUGUUCGUCUUGAUUAAACACACAUAUUUAAAUACACUGGAAACAAUUACGAACGAUUUGCGUAUGGAACCAAAUGAUUUAUCAGAUUAAGUUCGUCUUCGAUGCGAAGAUAAACAGAUUUUACUUGCGUUAUUGUUUGAUUUAAUACAUUGAUCGGGCAAGUGUAUGCGAUUAUUUUUAUUAUUUUAUUGGCACACACAAUACGGAGACAGAGAGAGAGAGAGAGAGUGAAAAAAUGCCAACAAGUACUGAUAAACAAUUCAGACUCGGUGUCUGUCAGUGCAACCAAAUUUCAAUUCACCACCAUACAAUGAAACGUCAACUUGUCAGCUGUGCGUAGUGAAAAUCGUUUGAAAUUUGAAUUACUUUAACACACACAAAAUGAGCUAAGUCUGAAAGAAAUAUAGAGUGUUUGGAUAAUAAUAAGAUGAUUUCUACCGCACUGUGAUCAACUUUGCCUCUAAGAUAGUCUUGAGCCGUUUUCUGAAGGAAAAAUAAUUUCAAACUUUUUUCCGUUGAAAAUGAAGUGAGCAUUUGAUUGAGAACUUGAAAAAUGCUCUAUUUUCUCCACAAAUUUCGGAUUUUUAUUUAAGCAGAGCACUUGAUUUUUAUGAAUUAGGCAACAAUUUAUCGGAAUAGUACCACUUUUUUGUAAAUAUAUUUCUUUAUAAAACGUGAAAACCCAAUAAGUUUCAAAUUCGUCAUAAUUUAAGUGUUUUCGUUAAGAAUUAUUCGUUGCUGUUCUUAUUAGAGGUGCAAAAGGCAUAUGAACGUAGGCAUCAACAAUGGUGAUUUCAGCUUCUUUGCCAAUAGCGGGGAAGAAAAGAUCAACACAUGCUUCAGUCAAGUGCUAGCAAAGCACAACCCAACAAAUCCGAAGCCAAAGCCAGAGCCAGAGCAACCAUCAAAGACUAAACGGAAACCCCGUGGACCAGCAAAAGAAAUUCCACCAAUCGUUCCAGAAUUCAAGGCAAUUGUGGAAGGUCUUGAUGAGGUCCAUCGCUUUGAUUGGCCCAGCAACAAAGAUUUCGGUAAUGGCCUCAAACAUCUAUGCAAUCAAUACAUAGACAACAAUGUCACCAAUUCGCAAACACAUGCUGAUAAACACAUAACUCAAUAUCUGAAGAUGAAAGUGUUUCAGAUGAACACAAAUGAAGCCAUUGAAGAGAAAUACCUGCCAAGUGACAUCGACUGUGUGGUGAAGCUCAUUCUCAAGGAAAAGGUCAUCAAAGUGCCAGCUAGUGACCCAAAUAAACUUUAUCGGUGCGGAGUUUUGUAUGACAUCGUCAAUAAAUUGAAUGUGUUCCCGGAAAUCGACCUACAUGAUCUCACGACCAAUUCAAAAAAUUGGUUCAAAGCUGUGCCGAUGUAUCUAUCUAUGCAACGCGAGAUAGAAGAAUUUAAUUUGCUGCGAGCACAUCAAGAGCCACCGAAGAAACGCAAAAAGAGAAAGCGCAGAAGACCGAAGGGUAAGAAACGACAGUGGAUCAUCAAACGAAAACAAAUGCUCGACGAUUUGGAAUAUCUACCGUGCAUUCGCAAUUUGGUGGUAGUUCCGAUGUGUGAUUUUCGGCGUACGCAUUUCAAAAUCGACUGUUCGAGUAUGUAUCAGAUCUUGUCUUCUCAAAAAUUGAUUCCGAAACAGUUAACUGAAGACGGAAAACCAAGUGACAAAAAUAUUUCACAAAAGGUUUUCAACGAGAAUAAAGAUUACAUAUGGAAUCAGUAUUUUUAUAUGCGUAAAAUUCGGUGGUUUUUGCGCCGCAAAAAGAAAUUUGACUUUUCGAUAAACAGCGAUGGAAUUGCUGUGUCUCUGCAGUAUUCCACCAAAAAGAAGGAGACCAGCAACACACAAUCGGGCACCAGUCGAUUGGACAUCAUUGACAUGUUGAAGGCGGGCAAAUUCAAAAGAUUGGGAGGUACAGAUUCAGGCAUGCGGAACUGGAAUACCACAACAAUACAUGAAAUUGAUACUUGCAAAGAAAUCAACUUUGUUAAAAAGAGCAAGCAGUGCCAUUGGGAGACACAUCAAAACGUACGAAACGCAAAAGCGAAGCGAUUCACGAAAAAUUUCAUCGAGAAAGAAAGACAAGAUCGAGAGAAUCGUGAGCU